UCGCGAGAUAAUGCACUCAGAACACAAUCCACAGGAACGGUUGACGCGCGCACGCACAAGCAUUUCAAAUAGCCGUCAAAAGAAUCCGAGCAAAAAGGCGCGAGCAAAAAGUUUUAAAAACAAAAUUCUAAACUGCCAGUAUUAAUAAAACCAAAAACUUUUUAGUGAAAAAGUAGGUUGUAAACGAAAAAGUGUGGACGAAGUUUAAAACUAAUUCGAAACUUAAAUUGAAAUUGUGGUGCAGCGAUAGUUGCAAAACUCUAAGGACUAGGCGUCCAGAUUCGAAAGGUGAUAAUGAUAGUUUAUAUCCAGUGGUGGCGAUAAUUGGACCCUUGGAAUCUAUUGGACUGGAGGCGGCUGCAUGACUCCUGGUACUCACGAUGCUGCGGUUCGAGGAGAUAGCCUUCAAGGCGGAGUUGAACCGGGACGAGGACCCGGAGAGCGACCGGGAUGCGUGGCUGCUGUGCGCCGAGGAUCCCAUGAACCGGAAGAGGGCUAUCGAGGAGCUCAGGAAAAUGAUUUAUGAGCGUGGUGAAUGCCACCCUCACCGCACUGAUGACGCAUACCUCCUAAAGUUCCUGAGAGCCCGGCGCUCCGUCCCGGCCAGAGCACAUCGCCUGAUGGUCCGCUACUACAACUUCCGUGACGAGAACCCCCACUUGUGGCGGGACGUGGACUGGCUCGGCCUGCGCCGGCUCGGGGACAUCUUUGAAGGAGUCCUCUUCGACCGACCGGAUUGCGGACGCUUCAUUCUAUGUCGCCUUGGUCAAUGGGACCCCGACACCAUACCAGUAGACGACCUGAUCAGAGGUCUACUUCUGCUGCUGGAGAUAGGCAUCAUGCAGCCGAAGCUACAGAUCCUGGGCGGCACCGCCAUGGUGGACUGUCAGGGGCUGACAAUGAAGCACAUUCGGCAGCUGACGCCAGCGAUUGCGGUGCAGGCUAUGAAUAUUAUGGGGAUAAUCUUCCCUACGCACAUCCGCAGCAUGCACAUCGUGAACUGUUCUCGAAUCUUCGAGACGUUCUUCUACUUGUUCAAGAAGCUGGCGCCGGUCGACGACCUCUGGAAGAACGUCUACUUCCACGGCUAUGAUCUCAACUCUUUGCAUAGGUACGUAGACCCAGAAUGCCUGCCGCGCCGGUACGGCGGCUGCCGAGACCCCGUGUCUCUGGAGCUGUGGCUGACCAAGAUCAGACAGUACAAGAACAAGGAGUUCGACGAGGAAAUGAGGAACCUGGGCUACGCGGUCGACUGAUGACCAGGCGCGCAUGGGACGGAGGACGUUGAAAAGCGGGAAGAAUCCAGAAUGUGUCUCAGAAAAUUUCCUAUUUACCGCAAUUUUAUGGAAAAUAUAUGGCAUAAUAUUUAUGUAGGUAGUAAAAAAGGCAAAAUCUGGUAUAGGAAGGACGACUGAUGACCAUGGGAGGAAAAAAGCUGAAAGCGAGAUAUUACUAAGUUCACUAUUAGUUUACCUUCUGAUUAGAGGAGUAGUUAAAUAGUUACGUUCCUUGGUUUCCAAUUUUCCAUUUUCCUUUCCUUUAUUUGAGCUAUAAUUUAUUAGCAUUAUGCAAUGAACUAUUUCGUUAACAUUAU
Messenger RNA from Plutella xylostella (diamondback moth), 1594 nucleotides. Its product is annotated as clavesin-1. Gene Ontology annotation, molecular function: phosphatidylinositol bisphosphate binding. Gene Ontology annotation, cellular component: membrane. Lineage: Eukaryota; Metazoa; Arthropoda; Insecta; Lepidoptera; Plutellidae. The record is from RefSeq and is a predicted model, not a curated record.